This is a messenger RNA of Schizosaccharomyces japonicus yFS275, 1623 nucleotides long. Its product is annotated as AFG1 family ATPase. Gene Ontology annotation, molecular function: ATP binding; ATP hydrolysis activity. The record is from RefSeq and is a predicted model, not a curated record. The transcript has a single exon. The coding region runs from base 126 to 1499 and encodes 457 amino acids. Lineage: Eukaryota; Fungi; Ascomycota; Schizosaccharomycetes; Schizosaccharomycetales; Schizosaccharomycetaceae.
GCUCAAGCAACAAACGCGCGAACGCGUCUUGCGGCAGAACCAGCUUGCGACUGAAAUUUGCUAAUUCAGGUUACAUGGCGACGGAGCUGUUUAUUUGAAAUUUUCUCUAUUUUUUAUUGGGAAUUAUGGUAAUGCUCUCGUCCUCUAAAUUCGUUUUCAAUCCCAAUGUUUUUUUUCGACUGCGAUCGUGUGUCUGGCAACAGUUCAGAUGUGUGACAUCUAUGAAAAAUGAUUUUAUGAAUGUGUACGACACAAUUGUUAGAGAGAAACGUCUUCAAGAGGAUUCCAAGCAAAGAGACGCUGUCCGGAUUUUGGACGAUGUAUUUCAUCAAUUGGCGGCCUACCAACAGCCUUCUGUUGUCGCAGACGAGAACGCGAAAAGCGGUUCCCAAUCGGCAAUAACUGGCUGGAGAGACAGAAGACUGUUUGGUAAACACUUUGUCUGGCUUGGUCGUUUUCUUCGGCGAUCUCCUAGUUCUGCUAUCAAAACACCGAAAGGCGUGUACAUGUACGGGAAUGCUGGGAGUGGAAAGACAAUGCUAAUGGAUUUGUUUUACGCGUAUCUUCCUCCAAAUAUUCAAAGAAAAAGGAGAACCCAUUUUCAUUCAUUUAUGGUAAACAUGCACCAAGAGUCUCAUGCGAUUUGGAGUGCUAAGGGAGGGACCGUGGACAUUCCGUGUGUUCUUGCUAGACACAUAGCAUCCGAAUGCACAGUUCUGUGUCUGGACGAGUUGCAGGUAACGGACGUUGCAGAUGCACUCUUACUUCGCAGAUUGUUUGAGCUACUCACAAGCUACGGUGUCGUUCUGUUCUUUACGUCGAACAGAGCACCCGAUGACCUUUACAUAAACGGGUUACAGCGAGAGAGUUUUUUACCAUGCAUCGAAUUAUUGAAGCGCCAACUUCAUGUGAUUCACCUUGACAGCCCGUAUGACCAUCGUCGUUCACUCGAACACAACAAGGAAUCGGUGUUUAUCAACCAGUCAACGAAUAAAAAUGCGGAUGCUACUAUUGCUAAAUGGUUUAAAAGACUUUCCGGCUGUGACCUUGAACAAGCGAAACCCGAAACGCUGGAAGUUUUUGGACGUACGGUCCUUGUUCCAAAGGCACAUAAAAACGUUGCCGUUUUUCCUUUUGAAGAACUGUGUGGAAAGCCAAAAAGUGCUAGCGAUUAUCUUGUCAUUGUGCAACGGUUUACUACUAUCAUCGUGGUCAAUAUUCCACGGAUUCCUUUGGAAAGGAAUGAUCUCGUACGUCGUUUUAUCAACUUUAUCGAUGUUGCCUAUGAACAGCGAACCAAAUUGAUUCUUUCGUCACAAGUUCCUAUUCAGAAUAUUUACCCGACCCCUUCUGAAACACAGCCGAUGUUUUCUCCCUCGGCAAAGUUCAAAGAAAGUCAUUAUCAUGGAUCGUUCCAGGGCAUCGAAGAGGUCUUUGCAUUUGAACGAUGCCAGAGCCGACUGAUUGAAAUGGAAUCAUCGGAUUGGGGAGUGCGUUAGCGGAAGAGGACAACAACACAGCAAUGCAAAUUCUCUUCACGUAAACACAAUUACGUGAUCCAACUGCUCUACAAGUCUAACGUUCUCAGCCAUUCGCCUGUUUUUACUUCUGCUCUUCUCUUCU